Molecule: messenger RNA, 868 nt
Organism: Aegilops tauschii subsp. strangulata
Lineage: Eukaryota; Viridiplantae; Streptophyta; Magnoliopsida; Poales; Poaceae
Source: RefSeq, a predicted model, not a curated record
AUGCUGCAAUUGGCUGCUGACGCAAUUCUCGGCAAAAAAGACAAAUUCAGGUUCUGUAAAGAAGUUAAAUGUUCACACACUGUUCUGACCCAAUUUGUUCUGAGUGGUGGGAGAUUCGUAUAUGCAUCACUGCUGCGUCUCCUUGUCUUGAAGUUUGUCUUGAGCAUGUCAGCAAGUAAGGAUGUGCUUGCACUUGCUUCCCUUGAGGUUGAUCUAUCCAGCAUUGAACCCGGUAGCACAGUGACUGUCAAGUGGCGUGGAAAGCCAGUCUUCAUCAGGCGACGGACAGACGAUGACAUCAAGCUGGCCAACAGCGUGGAUGUUGCAUCCCUGCGCCACCCAGAGCAAGACGCUGAGCGUGUGAAGAACCCAGAGUGGCUGGUGGUUAUUGGUGUCUGCACUCAUCUUGGUUGCAUUCCCCUUCCCAACUCUGGAGACUUUGGUGGCUGGUUCUGCCCGUGCCAUGGCUCCCACUAUGACAUCUCUGGCAGAAUCCGCAAGGGCCCUGCCCCGUACAACCUUGAGGUGCCCACCUACAGUUUCUUGGAAGAUAACAAGAUGCUCAUAGGCUAAGAGCCUAAAACCAGUACCUACCGACAUAUAUUAUCCACAGGAGUGAAUUCCUGUUGCGCUGUUAUUUUGUUUUCAAUGUGGCUAGGAGUUUUUGUUUCAGGACUAUCGCAACGGUGAUCCACUGUUACCUACUGAAGUUCAUUUGCAGUGCGAAAUAAUUAUUUCUCCUAUGUUGCUACUGGAUUGCAAGUUGUUUUGUACUGAUUUUCUGAGACCCUAUCGGAAGGAUAUUGUAUACCUCUUCUGGUCCUUGCUCCCUAUAUAUUUGAUAAAUAAGCAAACAUACUAUUCUUCA